Molecule: messenger RNA, 2297 nt
Organism: Gymnodraco acuticeps
Lineage: Eukaryota; Metazoa; Chordata; Actinopteri; Perciformes; Bathydraconidae
Exons: 4
Coding region: 326-1900 (524 amino acids)
Source: RefSeq, a predicted model, not a curated record
GGCCAUGCCAAGGUUUUUAAAGAGUUGCUGGCUGACUUGAAAAUACUGGAGGAGAAUGGGAUAACAAUGGCAGAUGAAACUGUCGUUAAAGGGACUCUUUACUGCAUUGCUGGAGACAACCUGGGCUCGCAUUGCAUUGGUGGAUUUACUGAAAAUUUCAGUUUCUCACAAUAUUUCUGCAGAUACUGUCUAAUUUCUCGAACUGAAUUUCGCGGUGAUGACCCAAAUUCAUGUGGACCAGAGCGCACCACUGAGAAUUACAGGGCUGCAGUUGAUCGUUUGGAGACUGAGGAUGUGACAGAUGUUCAAGGAAUAAAGUUCCGAUAUGGCUGAGACACAGAAGAUAAGCAGUGCCAUUACUGCAGUUUUUCCAGAUCUUCCUAUAGCAGUUCUCAGUUCAGUAGUAGAUACUUUGGAGGCACUCGGUGCAGGGACCACAGAUGAUCUGCAGUACGUUACAGAAGCAGACCUGCUGCUGGUGUUGAAGCCAAUCCAAGCCAGAAGACUUGUUGCUGCCUGGGCCCAGAACAGUAAGUGUAUUGAAAUGAAUACAGUUUCCUCUCCGGUGUCCGUCUGUUCCACUCCGUCCUUUAACUCACCAGCAUCAUCCACAAGCAUCUCGUCACCGGGAGCCUGUUCCGCUUUUGUGCCAAACUGGGUAGACAAUUUUAAAAUACCAUGGCAGAGGCUCCCUGAAGAGUUACUGCAGAGUUUGGAAAGGCAGAGAAGACCGAGUUCGCGACUACGCCGAGAGAUGGUAAGGAUUGUGGUCAAGGAGAUUAUGAAGGUGUCUAAUAAUCCAGCCAAACGCGACACUACAGAGAUAGGCAAAAGAAUGGUGGCCAAGUAUCCAAAAUCCUUACAGGAUGUCAUCGAGGGUGAUGUUGUUGGACCUGGAUACCAUUCACUGGUAAAGCAACUCCAAGCGCGAAUUGAAAAUGUUAAACGACCCAACACACUAAAAAUAAUGAAACGCAAGGCCACAUCAGAUGAUGAUGACACAGAGGAAGUUCCAGCAAAAAAAAGAGCCGGUGUUCAAGACACAUAUGGCUGCGUCAACUGGGAGCCAAAACAUUUGCCACUCUCCGAGACUGUGGAGAGUCAGCAAGAAAAAAAAGAAAAGAUGAAGAAUAUGUUUGAAGAGAUAAACUACAAUACAGAUGAUGUGAGAACAUUAGUACAGUCCACCUAUUACACGCAGCGUGUGUACAUCAACAAGGGGACACGCAUCAAGACACUUGGCCAAGAGUGGCCCUUUUUGUUCAGGGAAGUUGGUAUGGCAGCACACUUCCAAGAACUUACUGGUGUGAGUCUGAUGGAGUCCUUCCUUGCCAAUGUGGACAAAAAGGGUAGACGCCUCUUAGACUUCCUCAAACGUGUUGCUGCACCAAAAAACAAGCAAGUCCUGGAUGCUCUGAUCAAGUUUCAGACUGAGAGAGGUCAGUCGGAUGGUUGUUCAGAAGACAUCAUACAGAUGGUAUGUCUCUUACUGGCUCUUUUUGGUGAGCAAAAGGAGAAUCUGUUCCAUUUCGUCGAGGACACAUGCCUGGCCCAAGAGGUUCAGAUGGAGAAGUUGCCGGCAACACCCUGCAUCAUUGUGUGUGGGUCCUCCUGCUUUGCUGCUGGGAUGUUUAUGUUGAGCAUCGACCAAGAGGUUGUCAACGACCACAUCACUUCCUUCACGUCUGCCUUCUGCCUGAUGUUCGGGUGUUACUACUGUUUCAACAUUCACUACCCAGUGGAACUACGUUCAACACUUGAGUUCCUCCAAAGGUGUUUCUUCUCAAUAAAUCCUGAGAGAGGAACCAAAGUCGAGUGGAAGAAAAACAAGAAAGUACUCCCAGUCAAUCCCAGAGUCCUCACUCUGAUUGCAGACCUUGCAGACCAUGAGUGGAUAUAGACAUAUCCUACUAACCCUAACCCUUUAGAGUUGGGUGCUUUGGAACAAUGUGUUCCAAUUUUUUCCAAAAUGUGUAUGGAAUUGCUAGUUCUGAAAGCCAAUGUAAACUUUUCCUUGGAAAAGUGUCUGGUAUAGUUUGUAAAGCCAGAGUACAUGUUCAGCUUUACUGAGUGAUGUCAAUAGAUUUGUGCUGCAAAGAAGUUCAGGCGAACUUGAUAGUUCUAGGAAUUUGGAACUCUUACUCAUCGAGGUAGUCGUUUUUGUGAAAAGCAAAUAUCCAAAACCUUUGCUUAACAGCAAUGAAAUAAAGCUUUUCUUUAUUUUAAAAUGUGAGAUGUGACAUUUUUUGUGUGGCUGCUAGGUACAAUGAGCAAUUUUUAAAAACAUAAAUUUGCGC